UUGAUUUGGUUUACGUUAGGCAAGAAAACCACAAAGGUUUAGUGAAAACAAUUAAAUCUUAAACAGGUGGCCGAUUGCAGUACAAUAUGAGUAACAAAAGAAAAAUCCCUGAAGGCGAAGAAACCGAUUAUAUCGCAAAACCUCCAAAAAUUCUCUCAAAUAUUCAUUUGAGAAAUCAAGAGAAACGUUUGAUUGUCAUUCUAGAACAAGCUCAGCUUGAAUCAGCAAAGAUUGGAAAAGAUUUUGAACUGCUUAAUUGUGAUGAUCAUAUUGGUUUUUUGAAAAAACACAAUCGUGAACCAUCAUCUUGUCGCCCCGACAUCACCCACCAAUGCUUAUUGAUGCUCCUUGACUCCCCAUUAAACCGAGCAGGACUUCUUCAAGUUUAUAUUCAUACUGCAAAAAAUGUCUUGAUUGAAGUCAAUCCACAAACAAGAAUUCCAAGAACAUAUACAAGAUUUGCUGGCUUAAUGGUCCAGCUUCUUCAUAAGAUGAGUAUCAAAGCAGCAAAUGGACCAAUGAAGCUGCUAAAAGUAAUAAAGAACCCAAUCCAAGAUCAUUUACCUGUUGGUUGCCGCAAAAUCGCCACCACCUUCAGCUCAACGAAACUGGUUAAACCACGAGAUAUCGUGUUACCAGACGAGCCAAUCGCAAUCGUGGUAGGUGCGAUGGCUCACGGAAAAGUAGACGUUGAAUACAGUGAGGAAGAGAUCAGCAUUAGCCAGUACCCAUUGUCAGCUGCACUUACCUGUUCUAAAUUGUGUAGUGCUUUCGAAGAAGUUUGGGGAAUUCAUUAACUGUUGACGGAUAAAUAAUUAUUUUUUUUCCAAACCAAAUAAUUUUUUUUUUCAUUUCAAAAACCACAGCAACAACAUCAAUAACAGAUAAAAAGAUAAAACACAUGAAACUUUUGAUGAAAAAACUAAACGGUGGGCGUUCUCUUCCGUAGAGAAAAUUUCGGCCAGGUCAGCUGUUACGCUGGCAAAGUUGACUAUGGUUUGGCCAAUCCCUAGCCUAUAAAAAUAAAAUUUAAACAC
Daphnia carinata is the source of this 1037-nucleotide messenger RNA. Its product is annotated as ribosomal RNA small subunit methyltransferase NEP1-like. NCBI's taxonomy places the organism in Eukaryota, Metazoa, Arthropoda, Branchiopoda, Diplostraca, Daphniidae. Gene Ontology annotation, cellular component: small-subunit processome; nucleolus. Gene Ontology annotation, biological process: rRNA base methylation. Gene Ontology annotation, molecular function: rRNA (pseudouridine) methyltransferase activity; rRNA binding. The record is from RefSeq and is a predicted model, not a curated record. The transcript has 3 exons. The coding region runs from base 87 to 797 and encodes 236 amino acids.